UAAAGUUAAAGCUGAAAAAAAUAAAGGAAAAGGAAAAACUGUGGAAUUAGAAAAUCUGAGUGGCGGUGCCGGUGAAGAGAGCGUAGAAGGUAGCGAGUGAAGCAUCUUCAGCUCCAAUGGCGGAUACCUCGAGUCGAUCCAGAGACCUCGACAAGCUCCUUCUCCGCCCUGGCAAUCUUGUCGGUCCCAGGUUCGAACCUGGCGCCGAGUUGCGAGAUGACCUUCAGGCCUUCGCCAAAGUGUUGGUGGUAGGGGCAGGUGGUUUGGGUUGCGAAUUGUUGAAGGAUUUAGCCCUCACUGGUUUCCGAAACCUUGAGGUCAUUGAUAUGGAUCGCAUAGAGGUUACUAAUCUCAACCGCCAAUUCUUGUUCAGACUUGAAGAUGUUGGCAAACCCAAAGCUGAGGUAGCUGCCAAGCGAGUCAUGGAGAGAAUCAGUGGCGUGCAGAUUGUGCCGCAUUUUUGCAGGAUUGAGGACAAGGAAAUUGAAUUUUACAACGAUUUUAGCAUUAUUGCCCUUGGUCUUGAUUCUGUUGAGGCACGCAGCUAUAUCAAUACUGUUGCCUGUAGUUUUCUAGAGUACGAAUCUGAUGAUAGUCCACGAGAAGAGACUAUCAAACCUAUGGUGGAUGGUGGGACUGAAGGUUUCAAGGGCCAUGCCAGGGUUAUCUUGCCAGGGAUCACACCAUGCUUCGAGUGUACAAUCUGGCUUUUUCCACCUCAAGUAAAGUUUCCUUUGUGCACCCUGGCUGAAACCCCUAGGACAGCUGCCCACUGUAUUGAAUAUGCUCACUUGAUUAAGUGGAAUGAGGUUCAUGGUGGAGUGGCUUUUGAUCCAGAUAACCCUGAGCAUAUGAAAUGGGUUUAUGACGAGGCUAUCAAGAGGGCUGAGCUUUUUGGCAUUCCUGGAGUUACUUAUUCUCUUACACAGGGUGUUGUGAAGAACAUCAUUCCAGCUAUUGCUUCAACAAAUGCUAUUAUAUCAGCUGCAUGUGCACUAGAAACAUUAAAGAUUGCAACAGAGUGCAGCAAAACUUUGUCGAAUUAUUUAACGUAUAAUGGAUCAGCAGGCCUCCAUACCGAAGUGGCAGAAUUUGAAAGGGACAAGGACUGUCUUGUGUGUGGUCCUGGUAUACGUAUUGAACUGGACACUUCAAUCACAUUGCAAAAGUUCAUGGAUCUUUUGGAAGAACAUCCUAAGUUGAGGUUAUCAAAAACUAGUAUCACACAUCGAGGAAAGAAUCUGUACAUGCAAGCUCCCCCUGUAUUGGAAGAAAUGACUCGAUCAAACCUGAGUCUAUCUCUUUUUAACCUCAUGGGUAAACUGCCCAAGGAUGUUGUACAUGUGAAUGGUAUGACAAUCAAGAACGACCAAAAGUUCUCUUGUUUGAGAAAAUUACGUGUUGUUUUCAAGGGAGUCGAUGGGGUUACAGAUAUGGAUACAGCUGGAGGAGCAUAACCUACGCCAUCGUAUAAUGUGUUGGUGCUUGGAGUUUUUAGGCUCUAUUAGGAUAAUUAUUGUUAGAUAUCUCAGAUUGUUUCCAAUAUUGGACAGGUACGGUUUUACAGUUUCUACCCUGUCAGUUUUUCAUAUACAAGCCAGUCAAUAACACUUUGAUGCAGGGGAUUGAUUGCCCCACAGGGUGACGAAUUUUGCAAUUCCAUUUUAUCUUAUGCACAGUUAGACUAUA
Molecule: messenger RNA, 1689 nt
Organism: Vigna umbellata (rice bean)
Lineage: Eukaryota; Viridiplantae; Streptophyta; Magnoliopsida; Fabales; Fabaceae
Gene: ECR1
Product: E1 C-terminal related 1
Biological process (GO): protein neddylation
Cellular component (GO): cytoplasm; nucleus
Molecular function (GO): NEDD8 activating enzyme activity
Source: RefSeq, a predicted model, not a curated record